This is a messenger RNA of Indicator indicator, 942 nucleotides long. RefSeq names its product DNA fragmentation factor subunit alpha (gene DFFA). Lineage: Eukaryota; Metazoa; Chordata; Aves; Piciformes; Indicatoridae. Gene Ontology annotation, biological process: apoptotic process; regulation of apoptotic process. The record is from RefSeq and is a predicted model, not a curated record. The coding region runs from base 1 to 942 and encodes 313 amino acids. The transcript has 6 exons.
AUGGCGGCGACGGAGUUGAAGCUAUGUCUUGUGCGGCGGCGGGACGAGCGACAGCACUACGGCCUCGCCGCCUCCUGCCUGCGGGAGCUGCGCGACAAGGCUUGUGGCAUUCUAUCUAUUGACAAGACUGGGGAGCCCAUCACCUUAGUACUGGCAGAAGAUGGCACCAUUGUGGAUGAUGAAGAUUACUUUUUGUGUUUGCCUCCUAAUACCAAAUUUGUGGCCCUGGCCAAGAAUGAGAAAUGGUCCAGCAAAAGCUUAGACAGUGGAACAGCCCAGCUCUCGGCGGCUACAGAUGAAGUGGACUGUGGUGUAGAGAAGUGGAAGCAGCUGGCCAGGCAACUGAAGGAUGACCUGUCUAAUAUCAUCUUGAUGUCUGAAGAAGACCUCCAGGUGCUUAUUGAUGUACCAUAUUCAGACCUGGCAGAAGAACUUGCCCAAAGUCAAACCAAAAUCCAAGUAUUGCAGGACACCCUGCAGCAAGUGCUGGACAGACGGGAAGAAGAACGUCAGUCAAGACAGCUCCUGGAACUCUACCUGGAGGCCUUGAAAAAUGAAGACAGUAUCUUAAGCAAAGUAGCAGAAUCUGAGACUGUACCGAGGAAGGAGAUGGAUGAGGUUGACACAUGUGCCAGCCAUGCAGGCACUUCUGCCAAAACAGCACUCAGUGACCAGAUCCUUGCUGCUCUGAAAGAGAAACCUGCUCCAGAGCUCUGCUUGGACAGUCAAGAUCUAGAGUUGGUCUUGAAAGAAGAUACAGAAGCCCUGGCCUUGGCUCUCAGGUGGGACAAGCACAAAGCUGAAGCUCUGCAGCAAGCCUGUGAUCAGGAACUCUCCAAGCGUCUACAACAAGUGCAGACUUUACAUUCCCUAAGGAGCACCUCAAAGGUCAAGAAAACGCUACCCUGGGGGGACUGGCCUAGUUCAAAACGCAAAAAAUAA